Messenger RNA from Nicotiana attenuata, 630 nucleotides. Its product is annotated as glycine-rich protein 3-like. NCBI's taxonomy places the organism in Eukaryota, Viridiplantae, Streptophyta, Magnoliopsida, Solanales, Solanaceae. The transcript is spliced from 2 exons. The coding region runs from base 60 to 482 and encodes 140 amino acids. The record is from RefSeq and is a predicted model, not a curated record.
UAUUGCAUCAAUUUCUCCAUCCUUCAAUUUCAAGUAACAUUACUAAACUUUGACAAAAGAUGGGUUACAAGGCAUUUCUGUUUCUUGGCCUUUUUUUGGCCAUUUUUGUAAUGAUAAGCUCUGAGGUUUUAGCUAGGGAUUUGGCUGAGACUUCCACCACUUCAGCAGAGGACUCAAAGAAAUCCAAUAGCAAGAAUGAAGUACAUGAAGCUCAAUAUGGUGGCGGAGGAUACCCUGGCGGCGGAUACCCUGGCGGUGGUGGUAGAUAUCCUGGCGGUGGUGGUGGAUACCCUGGUGGCGGCCGUGGUGGUGGUGGAUACCCUGGUGGUGGCCGUGGUGGUGGUGGACGCGGUGGCGGUGGACGUGGUGGUGGUGGACGCGGUGGUGGUGGAGGAUACUGCCGCUAUGGUUGCUGCGGCCGCCGGAAUUACAAUGGUUGCAGCAGGUGCUGCUCCUACAAAGGGGAGGCCAUCCAUGGAUAAGGUCACUAUAUAAAACCUUUGUACUUGCAAGAUGUAAUAGUAAUAAUCUUGCUGCUUUUUAGAGCUUGUUGUAACAAGUUAUAAAUAAAAGCCACUAUGUAAUAUUUGUGUUAAUUAUGCAAUGGUGUGAUAAUGUUUUCCCUUUUGA